AUGGCAUCGCUGUUUUGCGUGUUCCAGAGAGCGGUCGACUUUGUUGCAGACAGUGCAUGGGCGCUUAAUGCCGCAGUCAGAGACUGUGUGUUCAGCAGCCUGUCUGCAGCCACGGGUCUUGAGCCCGUCCCAGCGGGGGGGGAGCUCCAGCAGGAAGCACGAGAGGCCCCGCUGGAUGAGGAUGACGAGGCUGCAGGGGGGGAGGUUCAGGAGGGAGGGGAGGUUCAGGAGGUGGGGGUGGUUCAGGAGGGAGGGGAUAUCGAGGAGGAGGGGCUUGUUCAGGAGGGGGGAGAUAGUCAGGAGGAGGGGGUUGUUCAGGGGGGGGGGAUGUUCAAGGGGGAGGGGAUCUGCAGGAGGGAGGGGAUAUCCAGGAGGGAGGGGAUGUCGAGGAGGAGGGGAUUGUUCAUGAGGGGGGGAAUGCUCAGGAGGGGGGGAAUGUUCAGGAGGGAAGAGGUGUUGAGAAGGGAGGAAAUGGUGAGGGAGGGGUUGAUGUUGAGGAGGGAGGGGACAUUCUUGAGAGGGGGGAUGAUCAGGAGGGAGAGCAUGGUGAGGAGGGAGGGGGUGAUCACGAGAGGGGGAUCCAGGAGUGGAGGGAGGAGCAGGAGGGAGCAGAGCCCGAGGGUGUUGAGGGUAUUCUUUCAGCAGAGUCCCAGAUUGAGACGGAGAAGUCAACCAAAUUCUGCCAGGAGAAGCUAUUGCCGGGAGCGCCACAGUCGGGGGGAGCUUCCUGAGGAGGCUAGAUCGGACCGGCUGCAGGCUGCCGAUGGCUGGAUGGGACUGGCGGAAACAGGAAGCCAGGGGGAGCCUCAGACAGGACAGCCAUUGAUGGAGACACAUCCUGAUAACAUGCCGUUCUUCCUCCCUGCUUCUCCUGCUCCGUCCGCUGCUCCUGCCCCCCCCCUGCCGACUACUGACGUGGAGCAGCCCGCCCAGGCCCCCCAGUACGAGACGAUCUUCAGCCAGGACGACGCGUUCGUCACGGGGGGCAUCUUCUCGGACGUGGGAUCGGCUGACCUGAGCCCCUUCUCCUGCGGGGACCUCCCCCCCUGGGGGAACGCGGCUGUCAUUCCGUCCGUGCGUGUAUGGGGCAUCUGGAGCGGAGCGGACGGAAAGACGAGCGAUCUGUUGCCAGCUGGGACAGUACCGGGCCCUUUCGACGACCUCUUCAAGAGCUUCGCCCGGCCGCCCCUCUUCUUCCCCACCGUCGAGGAGGUUGCUCUGAUCGGCGAGGGCAACGAGGGCGCCGUCUUUCACGUUCGGGCCCUGGAUGCGCGCGGGGAGUGGCGCGACUUCGCUGCCAAGGCCGAGAAGCAACUAGAGGACGGAACGUACAGGAACACGCUGCCCGGAGAGGCCCGCUCGCUGGACGCCGUGCGCGGCGACUUCUGCGUCUCUCUCGAGGGCUACACGGUCGCCAAAGGGCAGCUCGUCCUGCUUCUCGAGCUGGCCGACCCCGACAACCGCGUGUUCGUAGCCGGGCGCACGCUCGCGCGCGCUCGCGACCUGCAGUGGGCCGCCUGGGUGGGCGAGCGGCUCGCGCGCGGCGUCGCGGCCGUGCACGCGGCCGGCCUCCUCCACCGGGACAUCAAGCCCGACAACUUGCUGCUGGACAGGAACGGCGCCCCCAAGCUCGCGGACUUUGGGGCGGCCGCGGAGGGGGAGCGCGUCGCGGGCCUGGCCUACACGCACGGUCACCUGCCGCCCGAGGCCUACGACGCCAACCGGCAGGACAGGUCUGGAGACGUGUUUGCCACGGGGGCCACGCUGUGGUCGAUCAUCACCGGCAGAACUCCCACUGAGAACUUCGACUUCCCCUUCGAGGUCAAGUUCCACUUUGCCGCGGGGCUGCGCUUCCCGUGGCCCGCGGCGCCCCUCCGCGGACCAGAUCGCGCGCAGGCUGCACCUGGUCGGCCUCCGCCUGGGACACGUGGCGGCUAG
Klebsormidium nitens is the source of this 1938-nucleotide messenger RNA. The record is from the annotation of a GenBank genome assembly. NCBI's taxonomy places the organism in Eukaryota, Viridiplantae, Streptophyta, Klebsormidiophyceae, Klebsormidiales, Klebsormidiaceae.